Gekko japonicus is the source of this 6063-nucleotide messenger RNA. RefSeq names its product LDL receptor related protein 4 (gene LRP4). The transcript is spliced from 38 exons. Lineage: Eukaryota; Metazoa; Chordata; Lepidosauria; Squamata; Gekkonidae. Gene Ontology annotation, molecular function: calcium ion binding; protein binding. The coding region runs from base 1 to 5661 and encodes 1886 amino acids. The record is from RefSeq and is a predicted model, not a curated record.
AUGGUUACAGCUGUACAUAGCAGCACUGAAUGUUCCUGUGGACGCAACCACUUUACCUGUGCCGUUAGCGCCUUUGGUGAUUGCACUUGUAUCCCAGUUCAAUGGCAGUGUGAUGGCGACAAUGACUGUGGGGACCAUAGUGAUGAAGAUGGCUGCAUGUUGCCUACUUGCUCCCCAUUGGAUUUUCACUGUGACAAUGGCAAGUGUAUCCGUCGUUCAUGGGUCUGUGAUGGGGACAAUGACUGUGAGGAUGAUUCUGAUGAGCAAGACUGCCCACCACGGGAGUGUGAGGAGGAUGAAUUCUCAUGUCAGAAUGGAUACUGCAUACGUAGCCUGUGGCAUUGUGAUGGUGACAACGACUGUGGGGACAACAGCGAUGAGCAGUGUGAUAUGAGAAAGUGUUCAGACAAAGAGUUCCGCUGCAGUGAUGGCAGCUGUAUAGCUGAGCACUGGUUCUGUGAUGGUGAUACAGAUUGCAAGGAUGGCUCAGAUGAAGAGAACUGCCCGUCAGAUAUUCCAGCACCUACGUGUAGCUUGGAGGAGUUCCAGUGUGCGUACGGUCGUUGUAUCCUGGACAUAUACCACUGUGAUGGAGAUGAUGACUGUGGGGACUGGUCUGAUGAAUCUGACUGCUCCUCUCACCAGCCGUGCCGUUCUGGGGAGUUCAUGUGCAACAGUGGUUUAUGCAUCAAUGCUGGGUGGAGAUGUGAUGGCGACUUUGACUGUGAUGACCAGUCUGACGAAAAAAACUGCACUACGUCUAUGUGCACAGCUGACCAAUUCCGUUGUAAAUCUGGCCGAUGUGUCCGCCUCUCCUGGCGUUGUGAUGGGGAGGAUGAUUGCUCUGAUAACAGUGAUGAGGAAAACUGUGAGAAUACAGGAAGCCCGCAAUGUGCCCCUGAUCAGUUUCUUUGUGGGAAUGGACGCUGCAUUGGCCAAAGAAAGCUGUGCAAUGGUGCAAAUGACUGUGGAGAUGGUAGUGACGAAAGCCCAGAUCAAAACUGUCGUCCUCGAACUGGGGAGGAAAACUGUAACCUCAACAACGGCGGCUGUGCCCAUAAAUGCCAGAUGUCUCGAGGGAUGGUGCAGUGUACCUGCCACACUGGCUACAGGCUCCUGGAGGAUGGCAGAUUGUGUCAAGAUGUGAAUGAAUGUGCAGAGGAAGGUUAUUGCAGCCAGGGAUGCACCAACAGCGAGGGUGGCUUCCAGUGCUGGUGUGAGCAAGGCUAUGAACUUCGCCCAGACAAGCGCAGCUGCAAAGCCCUGGGGCCAGAGCCUGUGCUACUUUUCGCCAAUCGUAUUGAUAUCCGGCAGGUCUUGCCCCACCGCUCAGAGUAUACCUUACUCCUGAACAACCUGGAGAAUGCGAUUGCACUUGAUUUCCACCACAGCAGAGAGUUAGUGUUCUGGUCUGAUGUCACUCUGGAUCGCAUCAUGAGGGCCAACCUGAAUGGUAGCAAUGUGGAAGAGGUGGUGUCCACAGGGCUGGAGAGUCCAGGUGGACUGGCCAUCGAUUGGAUCCAUGACAAGUUGUACUGGACAGACUCUGGGACGUCUCGUAUUGAAGUGGCAAAUUUAGAUGGAACCCACAGGAAAGUGCUUCUCUGGCAGAACCUGGAAAAGCCUCGAGCAAUUGCUCUUCACCCCAUGGAAGGCACCAUCUACUGGACUGACUGGGGAAAUACUCCUCGCAUAGAAUAUUCAAACAUGGAUGGCUCCAAUCGGCGUAUCAUCGCAGACACUCACCUUUUCUGGCCAAAUGGGCUAACUAUUGACUAUGCAGGGCGCCGGAUGUACUGGGUAGAUGCGAAACAUCAUGUCAUUGAGAGGGCUGACUUGGAUGGACAGAAUAGGAAAGCUGUCAUUAGUCAAGGUCUUCCGCAUCCUUUUGCUAUCACAGUGUUUGAAGACAGCCUGUAUUGGACUGACUGGCAUACCAAGAGCAUAAACAGUGCAAACAAAUUUACUGGCAAGAAUCAGGAGAUCAUUCGCAACAAGCUUCACUUCCCUAUGGAUAUCCAUACGCUGCACCCUCAACGUCAGCCAGCAGGGAGAAAUCGCUGUGGAACUAACAAUGGGGGCUGCACUCAUCUGUGCCUACCAAACAACAAAAAUUAUACCUGUGCCUGUCCCACAGGCUUUCGGAAGACCAGCACCCAUACUUGUGCCCACAGUCUUGACAAGUUCCUGCUUUUUGCCCGAAGGAUGGACAUCCGUCGUAUCAGCUUCGACACAGAAGACCUGUCCGAUGAUGUUAUUCCCUUGGCUGAUGUGCGCAGCGCUGUCGCUCUGGACUGGGAUGCAAAGGAUGACUAUGUCUACUGGACAGAUGUCGGCACUGAUUCCAUUAGUCGGGCAAAAUGGGAUGGAGCAGGCCAAGAGGUUGUUGUGGACACCAGCCUGGAAAGCCCAGCUGGUUUGGCUAUUGAUUGGGUCACCAACAAGUUGUAUUGGACUGAUGCAGGGACAGACCGGAUAGAGGUGUCCAACACAGAUGGGACUAUGCGUACUGUGCUGAUAUGGGAGAACCUAGACAGACCUAGAGACAUUGUAGUAGACCCUGUUGGAGGGUUCAUGUACUGGACUGACUGGGGGGCUAACCCAAAGAUUGAGCGUGCAGGAAUGGAUGCUUCUGGUCGCUUGGUGAUAAUCUCUUCUAACCUGACCUGGCCCAAUGGACUAGCUAUUGACUAUGAGUCUCAGCGCCUUUACUGGGCAGAUGCUGGUAUGAAGACUAUUGAGUAUGCUGGCCUGGAUGGUUCUCACAGGAGGGUAUUGAUUGGAAGCAAUCUCCCUCACCCGUUUGGGCUUACUGUUUAUGGAGAGCGGAUCUACUGGACUGAUUGGCAGGCGAAGAGCAUUCAGAGUGCUGACAAAAGGACCGGACAGAAUCGUGAAACUCUGCAAGACAACCUGGAGAACCUCAUGGAUAUCCAUGUCUUUCAUCGGCACAGGCCUCCAGUAUACACACCAUGCAAAGUGGAUAAUGGUGGAUGCAGUCAUCUUUGCCUCCUGGCCCCUCUCCCUAAGGAUUACAGUUGUACUUGUCCUACCGGCAUCAACCUACAGCCAGAUGGCAGGACUUGCUCACCAGGGAUGACCAGCUUCUUGAUUUUUGCCAGAAGAUCAGACAUUCGUCUGGUUUCACUCGACAUCCCAUAUUUUGCUGAUGUGGUUGUCUCAGUCAACGUUACCAUGAAAAACACCAUUGCUGUUGGGGUGGAUCCUCUGGAAGGAAAGGUUUAUUGGUCAGACAGUACACUGCGGAAAAUCAGCAGGGCUGCCCUGGAUGGCUCCCAGUAUGAAGAUAUCAUUACUACAGGGCUGCAGACCACAGAUGGAUUAGCAGUGGAUGCCAUCGGUCGCAAAGUGUAUUGGACAGACACUGGAACCAAUAGAAUUGAAGUGGGUAACCUGGAUGGGACAAUGCGAAAAGUUUUGGUGUGGGAAAACUUGGACAGCCCGAGAGCAAUUGCACUAUAUCAUGAGAUGGGGUUUAUGUACUGGACAGACUGGGGUGAGAAUGCCAAACUGGAGCGAGCUGGGAUGGAUGGCUCUAACCGCAUGGUUCUUAUCAGCAGCAACCUGGGCUGGCCCAAUGGCCUAGCAGUGGAUAAGACUGGAUCACAGCUACUCUGGGCUGAUGCUCACACUGAGCGUAUUGAGGCUGCAGACCUGAAUGGCGCACACCGCCGCACCCUGCUCUCCCCAGUGCAGCACCCUUAUGGCCUCACUCUACUGGAUUCCUACAUCUACUGGACUGAUUGGCAAACUCGUAGCAUUCACAGAGCUGACAAAGAUACUGGAGCCAAUGUCAUCUUAGUCCGGGCAAACCUGCCUGGCCUGAUGGACAUUCAGGCUAUUGACAGGGGGCGCUCUCUCGGUGCUAACAAGUGCGGAAUGAGGAAUGGAGGUUGCUCACAUCUCUGUUUGCCGAACCCCAAAGGUUUCUCCUGUGCCUGUCCUACUGGUAUCCAGCUGAAGAGUGAUGAGCAAACUUGUGACCCAUCUCCUGAAACAUACCUGCUUUUUUCCAGUCGUGGCUCCAUCCGGCGUAUCUCACUAGAUACUAAUGAUCAUACUGAUGUUCAUGUUCCGGUCCCAGAGCUGAACAAUGUCAUCUCUCUGGACUACGACAGUAUGGAUGGCAAGAUUUACUACACAGAUGUCUUCUUGGAUGUCAUCAGGCGAGCAGACCUGAAUGGCAGCCAUAUGGAGACAGUUAUUGGCCAUGGACUAAAGACAACAGAUGGUCUGGCAGUGGACUGGGUGGCCAGAAACCUCUACUGGACAGACACAGGCCGCAACACAAUUGAAGUUGCACGACUAGAUGGCAGCUGCAGAAAAGUGCUAAUUAACAACAGUUUGGAUGAGCCUCGAGCAAUUGCUGUCUUUCCCAGGAAGGGAUACCUCUUCUGGACAGACUGGGGGCACAUUGCUAAAAUUGAGCGUGCAAACUUGGAUGGUUCUGAGCGCAAGAUAUUGAUCAACACUGAUUUAGGCUGGCCCAAUGGUCUGACCUUAGAUUAUGACACCAGAAGAAUUUAUUGGGUAGAUGCUCACCUGGACCGCAUAGAGAGUGCUGAUCUCCAUGGAAAGCUGCGCCAAGUGUUGGUCAGCCAAGUGGCUCAUCCCUUUGCCUUGACACAGCAGGACAGAUGGCUUUAUUGGACUGACUGGCAAACAAAAUCUAUCCAGCGAGUGGACAAAUACUCUGGUCGGAACAAAGAGACAGUGUUGGCCAAUGUUGAAGGGCUUAUGGACAUCAUUGUGGUCUCUCCUCAGAGGCAAACAGGUACAAAUGCUUGUGGAGUCAACAAUGGAGGUUGUACCCACCUCUGCUUUGCCAGGGCUACUGACUUUGUUUGUGCAUGUCCAGAUGAACCAGAUGGACAACCCUGCUCUGUUGUUCCUGGCAUGGUGCCGUUAACUGUGACCACCAGCACAACUAAGAAGAGUCAGACUGUGGCUAGUAGACCAGUCUCAACAACAACUAAGCCUCACACAUCCUUGGAAACAGCUGAAGGAAAUUGUUCUCACAAAGAGGCUGGCCAAGGUCUGUGCACCCAUGCAGAAGAAGCUGUCCUAGCAACCACAGGAGAAGGACUGCAUGUCAGUUACAUUAUUGGAGGCCUCCUUAGUGUUUUGAUCAUUCUGCUGCUAAUUGGUGCAGUGAUUACAUACAGGCACAAAAAGUCCAAGUUCACAGAUCCUAGUCUGGGUAACCUUACCUACAGUAACCCUUCCUACCGGACAUCUACCCAGGAGGUGAAAAUUGAAACCGUUCCAAAGCCAACUAUGUAUAAUCAGCUAUGCUAUAAGAAGGAGGCUGGCCCUGAUCACGACUACACCAAGGAAAAGAUCAAGAUUGUAGAAGGGAUAUGUCUCUUGUCCAGUGAUGAGUCUGAAUGGGAUGACCUCAAACAGAUACGGAGUUCUCGGGGAUGCAUUCUCCGAGACCAUGUCUGCAUGAAGACUGACACUGUCUCAAUCCAAGCCAGUUCUGGCUCACUGGAUGACACUGAAACUGAGCAGUUGUUGCAGGAGGAGCAGUCAGAAUGCAGCAGCAUCAGUGCAGCAGCUACUCCAGAGCGGCGUGGCUCCCUCCCAGAUACAGGCUGGAAGCAUCAACGCAAACCUUCAACUGAGAGUGAGGUCUAAAGCACAUGCAGAGACAUUUGUCCGGCCUCCUCAGUCAUCCUUAGGAGUGAUGAAAUUGGUUGUUGCCUGCUAUUUGAGGAGGGACUUGGAGCCCAGAGACUGCCUUUUGCCAAGGAGCCUGAGCUAGACUGUGCCUAUGUGGCUGGUUGGAUGCAAUCCAGAGACCCUUUUGGAUCACUUUCAAUGUUUAUUUAUAUGUUUCCUUUCCCUAGAAGCUGUGAUGUUAAAUUCAGUAGCAGCUUUUCCAGCUGAGUCUGAUGAAGCUUUCAUUUGGUCCAGUGCACAAGCUGGUCAAGGACUCUGUGCCACCAUCAGCCAUAUUGGAGUGGCAUUUCUGAACUAUAUCAAUUCCUGAUACCCAAGACCUCUAUUCAGAGACCAUUGGAACUAAUUGGGUUUGCA